Molecule: messenger RNA, 5520 nt
Organism: Yamadazyma tenuis ATCC 10573
Lineage: Eukaryota; Fungi; Ascomycota; Pichiomycetes; Serinales; Debaryomycetaceae
Gene: CCH1
Product: Cch1p
Biological process (GO): calcium ion import across plasma membrane
Cellular component (GO): membrane; voltage-gated calcium channel complex
Molecular function (GO): calcium ion binding; high voltage-gated calcium channel activity
Source: RefSeq, a predicted model, not a curated record
AUGUAUUUGUUUGGCAAUAGUCUCAAGCUAUUUGGUCCGGAGAACCGCGUACGCCGCCUUUGUCACCAGAUGUUGAGCCAGAAAAUUACAAACACAUUCUUUCUCGUGUUGUUGCUUCUCCAAACCCAUUUGUUGGGCUACAGACAAUGGAACCCGGCUGUGCAUGGGUAUGUGGCAGCGGGAAAUAACUGGGCCGACUACGUGCUUAUAGUGAUCAAUGUUAUCUAUACUCUUGAAAUGGCUGCAAAAGUGAUUGCGUAUGGUUUUUUUGACGACAAAGUCAUGUUCAAGGAGUUGAACUUACCGUACCCACGGAACGAGAUCAGAGCCAUGCUCUUUCAGGGUAAAUGGGCCAAAGUCAUAACCGGGUACCUUUCGUUAGUACUCCAAAAGGCCCACCCCAGAAAGACCAGGUCAUUCUACGACCGGCCCAAACCCACCUACGAAUCCUAUUCCGACUCUGCUAACGAAAUCGAGUUGGAAGACCAGAGCCCUAACUACCUUCAUAACAAAUAUGUCAUGCCACUGCACCACGACGAGACCACCUUCGCAGAUCAAACUGAUAUGUCUAGUCGACCAAUUCUUGGGGAUCAACGCCCUGAGUCGGAAGAAAUACUAUUGAAGCCGUUGAGUAAGAAUGAUAUCGAUAUCUUGCAAAUCAGAAGAGCUUAUAUCAGAAACAGUUGGCACAGAGUGGACUUCAUCUCCAUCCUCACGUUCUGGAUAUCAUUGUUCUUGUCCAUAGACAAAUACGAUGUCAAGAACCACAUCAUGAUCUUCAGAGCCCUAAGCUGCUUGCGGAUCCUCAGACUCUGCAACUUGACCACCGGUACGAGCAUGAUUUUGCGGUCAUUAAAGUUGGCCGUACCGCAGUUGAUCGAUGUGAGUAUCUUGAUCACAUGUUUUGGUAUAUUUUUUGGUAUAAUCGGUGUGCAAUCGUUCAAAUCUUCCUUAAGACGUUACUGUGUAUGGUAUAAUCCCGAUGACCUAAACGAUACUUGGGUCAAUACAAGCCAACACUGUGGGUGUUAUCAAUCCGCGUCGGGUACUGCUUUACCAUACAUUAUGGCAGAUGGCAAGUCUUCUAGCACCAUCAAAGGAUUUAUGUGUCCAGUAAACUCUCGUUGCGAAACCCUUGAAAACCCCAACGAAAACACCGUAAGCUUUGAUAACAUUUUCAAUUCUUUGGAGUUGGUGUUUGUGGUGAUGAGUGCAAACACCUUCACAGACUUGAUGUACCAGGCUAUGGAUAGUGAAGGAUUGGUAGCAUGCCUUUUCUUUGUAUUUUGUUUGUUCAUCAUGACUGUGUGGUUGUUGAACGUAUUUAUUGCAAUCAUCGUUUCGUCCUUCAAUCUCGCUAGAGUUGGAAAUACUGAUAAUGAAAAGGAAUGGGUAAUUAGUCACCAGGAAAUCAUUGAAGAUUUAAAGAAACGAAACAUCUGGUUGGCUACUUACUAUCAGUUUCAAUUUAUGUUUUCCAUCUGUGUUGCUAUCGACAUAAUCACUCAGUGCCUCCGUGCGUAUAACGAGACAAGGUGGACAGAUCACCUCCUUUACCGAAUGGAAGCAUCAAUGACAGCAUUAUUUGGUGUUGAGAUUCUUGUCAGGUUCUUUUUAUAUCUUCCUCAAUGGAGACUUUUCUUCAAAUUGAAACGAAACUGCAUUGAUUUGAUCUUAGCUGUCAUUACCUGCAUCAUAAUUCUUCCACCUGUUAAAGAUGGCCUUGGCCAUUCCUAUUAUUGGCUCACGGUAUUUCAGAUUAUGAGGUUCUACCGAAUCGUCUUGUUGACAAGAUUCACUAGAGAUUUGUGGCUCAAGAUCCUUGGAAGUUGGAAACAGUUGAUGGAUUUGACUGUAUUCCUUUUCUUGAUAACCUUUCUUACUGGAAUCAUAUAUUCUCGAUUCUUUGAAGGUUCUUUAACCGAAGAACAAAUUGCAGAAGGUUCUGUUCAUUUCAAUUUGCAGACCUUGCCCAACGCUUUUGUCAGUUUAUACGUUAUCACAUCCACAGAAAACUGGACAUCAAUCCUAUACCCAGUUCAAGGGUAUCAGUCGUCACUAUCAGCAAAGAUAUUUGCAGCAAUAUUCUUGAUUGGAUGGUUCUUCAUCUCCAACUUUGUGAUUUUGAAUAUUUUUAUUAGUGUGAUUGCCAAUACGUUAGUUGUUCCUGAGGAUGAAAAGAAGCGCAAGCAACUUUCCCAGUUCAUCGAGAACAUCACAGCCAGUAUCCAAAACGUUGACAAUGAAAGUAGCUCUUUGGCACGUUUCAAAAACAAGUUUUUCAAGCGGAAGGACACCCAAGAACAACUCCAUAUGGCAGUGGUGAAGUUGCUUUUGAGUGGGACUGUUGUCCAUGAGUUUCUUGAUGCACAAAAAUUGGACGAACCACAGGAUGAUCCAGUUAGAGAGUUACCCAGUAACCGGCUCAAGAGGUUCAUUAAGGUCCACCUCAAUAUAAAAAAGUAUUUUUCUGAUGAUCCGUUCAAAAUCAAAAAGCCUAAAAAGGGCAAGACUACGGGACUCGCUGGGUUUGACCCUACAAAUUAUGCAAAGACCAUCUUGAAUGACAGAAACAAGUUAAUUGACAGGCAAAACCAGUUCUUGAGAGAAAAUCCCUCGUACAACAAGGUGUUCUAUGUCAUGGGUCCUCGCCAUAAGAUUAGAAAGUUUUGCCAGCGAAUUGUCACAUCGAGUCACGGUGAACGUAUUGAUGGAGUCGAACCAAAUAAGAGAGUUUCCGAUAUUUUUGCUAUUUUUAUGUUACUUUCUACCUUGGCCCUUCUUAUUACUGCUUGCUACUUAACUCCUUUGAUUAGAGCACAAGUGAAUGCAGAGAAUGGGGUAUAUAGUUGGACAUACUGGUUGGACAUCUCUUUUAUCGCCAUCUUCACUAUCGAGUUUAUUAUCAGAGUGUUGGCUGACGGGUUCAGCAACACUCCAAACGCUUACAUCAGGUCACCAUGGAACAGGAUUGAUGGAACCGUGUUGAUGGCAUUGUGGGUUGAGAUGAUAGCAUAUAUGAAGUCCAAGGGAGAUUUAUCGAGAUUCAUUAGAGGGCUCAAAGCUUUGAGAGCAUUAAGGCUUUUAACCAUUAGUGAAACUGCUAAGAACAAUUUCCACAAUACCAUGUUCUCGGGGUUCAGCAAGAUUGUCAAUGCUGCUUUAAUUUCAGUAACUUUGUUGUACCCGUUCUCUAUCUGGGCGUUGAAUAUUUUUAACGGAAGAUUGGGCUAUUGUGUGGAUGGAGUUUCGACUCUCGAAGACUGCUACAAUGAGUACACGAAUCUGGUAUUCAAUUGGGAGAUCUUGAGCCCCAAUGUUUAUGCCCAACCUUUGUUACAAUUUGACGAUUUCUCCCAUUCGUUUUCGGCUCUUUUCGAAAUUACAUCAUUGGAAGGGUGGGUGGACUUAUUAUAUAAUGUGAUGGCCAGUACCGGUGUUGGAACCGUCCCCAGCCCAUUUGCAACUCCAUUCAAUGGGUUCUUUGUGAUUUUGUUCAAUUUCAUUGGUAUCGUAUUUGUGUUGACCUUGUUCAUUUCUGUGAUUAUUCAUAACUAUUCGUUGACCACAGGAAGAGCUUACAUGACGGUCGACCAAAGAAGCUGGUACCAAGUGAAACAGUUUUUAUUGCAAAUUCGACCAUCGAAGAGGAUCCCCCAUGAACGGCUAGGUUGGUUCAGGAAGUUUUGUUACACCAUGACGGUAGAGAAGAAUAAAUCUUGGAAUUCGGUAUUAAAUGUCGCCUUGUUCUUUCACAUUGUUGCGUUAUUGGUUGAAAUGUACCCUUUACAUUCGGGUUUAAGUAUAUUCCGGUUAAUUGUUUUCCUUAUCGUAUCAGGCUUGUUUACAUGUCAUGCUUUCAUGUUGCUUUUUGCAAGAGGACUUAAGUACUUCAUCACAAACAAAUGGUUGGUGUUCAACUUUCUUAUUUCGUUUGGCGCCUUCACGACAACCAUUGUGGGAACCCAGAUCUCCGCUCAGAGUGCCUUUAUGAACAUUAACAAAUUAUUCUUGGUGGGUACCAUGUUCUUCAUGAUUCCUCGAAGUGACAGACUUAGUCAGUUUUUAAAGUUUGCAUCAGCAGGUUUGCCAGAUAUGUUUUCCUUGAUGUUUACUUGGUUGGUGUUAUUCCUAUUAUUUUCCAUAGCCUUGAACCAAGUAUUUGGAACAACAAAGAUUGGGCCUAAUGGCUCAGAUAACAUUAAUGUCAGGACUGUUCCAAAAGCCUUAAUAUUGUUAUUCAAAUGCUCAUUUGGUGAAGGAUGGAACUAUAUCAUGGAUGACUUCAAAGUUGAGCCUCCUUUUUGCUAUCUGGACUCUACGAGCACUAACACAGACUGUGGGAAUGUGCAAUAUGCGUACUUUCUUUUCAUUUGUUGGAACCUCAUCUCCAUGUAUAUUUUCUUGAAUAUGUUCGUUUCUUUGAUCUUGGACAGUUUCAGUUAUAUCAUGAACAAAGGUGAUUAUGGCAAAUUGAUUGAAAGAAAUGAAAUCAGAAAGUUCAAGUUGGCGUGGCAAAAAUUUGAUCCUGAAGGCACUGGGUUCAUCCCGCCCAGAGACUUACACAAGUUUUUGAAGACUUUGGACGGUGCAUUCCUGUUCCAGUUUUAUGCGGGAACAUUAGAUAUUCCUGUUUUAUGCCACCGAUGGUUUAAAAGAAACAAUCUCAAUGACCCCUACGAUAUCACCGUGAACUAUCCAGCCAUUAGCGAUACGUUUGCAUCUUGGGACACGGAUAAAAUCAGAGAGAGAAGAAAAUCAUACGAGACCUUUAUUGAGGAGGCCAUUGUCAACAUGGAAUUAAACCAUGAACCGGGAAUUUCUUUCAAAAGAGUUAUUUUACAGCUACCAUUAUACAAAGUAUUUGAUAUCGGUACAUGCUUGAAUUUGAUAGACUUUCUCGAUAGAAGGUUGCUUCUUCAAAAGGUACAGAAGAGACAGAACCAGAACAAGGUAUACGAGACUAUCACCGCAUUUAUUCUAAGAUGGAAGUAUGUGAACCUAAAGAAACAUGGAAUUAGUACAAGCCUCAGUACCAGCCAUGUUGAAGAUGUCGUAAGGAGAAGAAGUUAUCUAUCCGAGGAUUGGUCUCCUAUUCCAAGUCAAUACGCUGAUGAUAAGUUUGAAAAGGACUUUGGGGCCUUGGAAGACAAAAGCAAAUACGAUAGACUUCCAAUGUCUGACAGUGGUGAAGAGAAUGAUGAUAAUGAUGAGUACCACAGAAGCGGUGUCUACAUUCCAAAGUCGCCGUUGAAUACAAACAAACAGUUCAAGAGUCCUAAGCCUCAACCCCCCAAAUUGAAGAUUCUGGUGAUGGAUCUGGAUAAGCUCAAGCCGGUGGUUCCAACAUUCAACUUUAAACUUGUUGAGCCAGACAGCGCAGAAUCAAUUAAUGCAAAUGAUUUAUCCGGCGAAUCGAGUCAUAGUCAUGAAGUGAUAGACUUGGCUGAUGUGGGGGAAAAUCUUCGUGAUUCAGGGUGGAUGGACAUGCUUAAAGACUUGCACGAUCCCAAGACGUAG